AUGGCCUAUAAACUAAUCAGUCGUUACUACAAAAAGUUAUCGCAACAAAGUAGAAUGCAAUGGAGAACAUGGAUGUACAAAAGAUAUUGUUUCAAUAGUCAGUCAUAUCGAGAUUAUUCAAGUGCUUUUCUACAAAAUGAAAGCCCUUUACCAGAACUAAGCGUCCCAGUCCAACUAGCUGGUAGAAAGUAUUUACCCGGUUCGUGGCAUCAUCAGUUUCCACAACAGCUUAACAAUCCUCAACCUGAUUUUCCACAUGUCGUUACUCCAUCUAAUACUACUGAUGCAGCAAAUUUAUCCUUAACCGACUGGGCUACUGUUGUUCGCCAAUACUUAGAUGAUAAUUUAACUAAAUAUGGGGCGGUUCUGGUACGAUCAUUACCCAUCCAAAAUGAAACACAUUUUUCACAGUUAGUUAGUCAACUAAAAUAUAACCCUCAAUCUUAUAAAGGAGGUAUAGGAAAUCGGCAUAGCAAGGUAACCAAUGUCAUGACAGCCAGCGAUGAACCAAAAGAAUGCAGUAUUGAAUUACAUAAUGAAAUGGCUUACUCACCUAAUUGGUCUGAUCUUAUUAUUUUCUAUUGCAAGAUACCUCCUGCAUUAGGUCAUGGUGGACAUACUUGUAUUGCUAAAGUCAGCGAUUAUGUCGAUCGAUUAGGCCAAGAUAUUACUCAACCAUUUCUUAAACGAGGCCUUCGAUAUCAAAACUAUCUAUUUAGCCAAGGUUCUGUACCUUAUAAAUACAUUACAUGGCAACAAUCAUUCCAAACUAAGGAAAAAGCAGAGGUAGAAGAAUUCUGUACUAAUGCAGGUUACACAUAUAAAUGGGAUGACAAUGAAAAUCUAACCUAUUAUAUCGAUCUACCUGCCGUUGUAAAUCAUUCCAAGACAAGUAAACUUUCAUGGUUUAAUCAAAUUUAUCAACAUUCGCCAACAUAUACCAGAGAACAUCCUUCUUUCGAAGUUGCAGAUUUACCAUUAGACAAACAUCCGCUUCAAUGCUAUUUCGGUGACGGUGGUGAAAUUAGUGAGGAUAUACUAUUUUACAUGCGUAGUGUUAAUUGGCAAGUAGCUGUCGGGUUUGAAUGGCAAGCUGGGGAUGUCCUGUUUUUGGAUAAUGUUUUAGUACAGCAUUCCAGAUUGAGUUUUGAGGGUCCUCGAAAAGUUUACGCAUCUUAUCUACCAGUGGAAUAUCUUGCUCGUGACACUUUGCGAAAAUAG
This is a messenger RNA of Trichoplax adhaerens, 1221 nucleotides long. RefSeq lists its product as uncharacterized. Gene Ontology annotation, molecular function: oxidoreductase activity. The record is from RefSeq and is a predicted model, not a curated record. Bases 1 to 1221 code for a protein of 406 amino acids. Lineage: Eukaryota; Metazoa; Placozoa; Uniplacotomia; Trichoplacea; Trichoplacidae. The transcript has 3 exons.